This is a messenger RNA of Scheffersomyces stipitis CBS 6054, 636 nucleotides long. RefSeq names its product Cyb5p (gene CYB5). The transcript has a single exon. Lineage: Eukaryota; Fungi; Ascomycota; Pichiomycetes; Serinales; Debaryomycetaceae. Gene Ontology annotation, biological process: sterol biosynthetic process. Gene Ontology annotation, cellular component: endoplasmic reticulum membrane; intracellular membrane-bounded organelle. The record is from RefSeq and is a predicted model, not a curated record. Gene Ontology annotation, molecular function: heme binding. Bases 133 to 507 code for a protein of 124 amino acids.
AGAAGACCCCUUGUAUUCUUACUCUAGACAUAUACCUAGAUUUAGAGUCAACACUGGAACAUAUUCGAAUAUAUAUCGUGUUUGUUGCCUCGUUUAUUUAUCCUACUUAUUUAUUCAUUUCCAACUACAACUAUGGCUACUGAAACCUUGAAGACCUACACUUACGAAGAAGUGUCCAAGCAUAAGUCCCACGACGACUUGUGGGUUGUCUACAACGGUCAAGUCUACAACAUCUCCCCAUACAUAGAUGAACACCCUGGUGGUGAAGAAGUUGUCCUUGAUGUCGCUGGUACUGAUGCCACCGAAGCCUUCAACGACAUCGGUCACUCUGACGAUGCCCACGAAAUCUUGGCUGGCUUGUUGGUUGGUAAGAUCGAAGGCGGUGUCACCAAGGAAGUCAAGUCCAUUAUCAACACCGAACAAGAAGGUGGUUUUGGGUUCCCAGUCAUCGCUGUCGCUGUUUUCUUGAUUGCAUUCGCUGCCUACUACUUCUUGCAAAACAACUAACCUCCAAAUUCUAACCUUUGGACAGGUUCAGGCUGGUAAAGCUAUAAAUUGCCAUUCAUUUAAAGCUCCACCGUUUGUUAUCUAGUUUAUAGUUCUGCUCUGGAAUUCCAGAAAUAAACGUUUCACUAU